AUGUCACGCCUAAAUUUCUUGAAAACUUUGUCUCGACAAUUGAUGGAAGAACAGUUAAAAUAUCGCUUGACAAUAGAUGUAUUGCCCAAGACCAUUAAGUUCAGACUAAAACAAUACGCUACGAAAACUAAUGAAGCUGCUGGUACCAGUCAGCGAGUUCGAGCAUCAGGGAGAUGUGCAUUUUGUGAAAGGGCCAAAGAUAGGAAAACCACUAAAGUUUGUACGAACUGUGCGAGAUUAAUUUGUCGUGAUCAUAUAAUAGAAACAUGUCCGGAUUGUUUUAUAGAUAUGUAA
Molecule: messenger RNA, 294 nt
Organism: Macrosiphum euphorbiae (potato aphid)
Lineage: Eukaryota; Metazoa; Arthropoda; Insecta; Hemiptera; Aphididae
Source: the annotation of a GenBank genome assembly